Molecule: messenger RNA, 1528 nt
Organism: Cuculus canorus (common cuckoo)
Lineage: Eukaryota; Metazoa; Chordata; Aves; Cuculiformes; Cuculidae
Product: transmembrane protein 45B
Exons: 6
Coding region: 191-1036 (281 amino acids)
Source: RefSeq, a predicted model, not a curated record
GCUUGGCUUUUGCCUCCGGAAAAUCUGAAUUGCCCCACCUGAAAAAACAUGUGUGACUCGAGUAUCCAACCCCACCGCCGAUAAAAUCAAUGAUGAGAGGAUGCCUACAGGAUGCUUCCUGCCUUCCAGCAUUUCCCACCUCUCCAAGAGGUGAGAAAGGAUGAUUUAAUAGUUGGAGGACCUUGUGAGGAUGGCAAACUUCAAGGGUCACGCACUUCCAGGCAGUUUCUUCCUGCUCUUUGGGCUCUGGUGGUCUGUGAAAUACCCACUGCAGUAUAUCAACCAGAAAGCAAGUAAGAAAACCUACAGGAUUUAUUGUUUUAAGCAUGUGGAUGCCAUCGAAGGGGGAAUCAAAAUCAUCUUUGCUUUAAUAGGGAUGCUGGCAGAGCAGUUCGUCCCGGAUGGUCCACACAUGUACCUCUACAGUGGAGAGAACCACGACUGGGUGAAGCUGAUGAACUGGCAGCACACCACCAUGUACCUCUUCUACGGCCUCUCCGGGGUGGUGGACGUCUUCACAUACGUCUCCCAGGUGGUGCCGCAGGGUCUGGACCGCCUCAUGCUCUCCAUGGCUGUGUUCGUUGAAGGUUGUCUCUUUUAUUACCACGUCCUUCACCGCCCCAUGCUGGAUCAGCAUAUCCACUCCUUGCUGCUCAUCGCGAUCUUCUCAGGGGCCUGCAGCACCAUGCUGGAGGUCUUCCUCCGUGACAACAUUGUCCUGGAGAUGUUCAGAGCUGGUGUCACCAUUGUCCAAGGAACAUGGUUCUGGCAGAUUGGGAUCGUGCUGUUCCAGCCAUGGGGAGGUCCAACGUGGGAUGAGACGGAUCACAGCAACAUCAUGUUCCUCACCAUGUGCUUCUUCUGGCACUGGGCAGCUUCUGUGGCCAUCCUGGCUAUAAACUACACUCUCGCUUACUGCUGCCUCCAGAGGUGCAGGAGAGGCAGUGGAGAGCCCUACAUAGGGCUUGGAAUCCGGCAGCAAAAGUGUGACCCCAGCUCCCAAGCUGCCUUCUUAAAUGGAUCUGAUGAAGAGUGAAGAGGGCGCGAUCUCCGUCUCUAAAUAUGUGAAGAAUCUGUUUUCUAGAAGAGAAAAAAAAAAAAGAAUUAAAAUCUAAUUAAAAAUUUAUGUUUUGGAAGAGCAAAGAGAGGCUCCACCGUUCUGCUGCUGGGAAGGGUGUUGAGCACAUGGGUGGUAUCUGCCCUCUGUCCAUACCCAAAUAUCGCCAUCUCUGAGACCGGCACUGUUUGCAGUGUGGAAAUUCCACAUGAUGAGGUUGCUAUGGGUUCCCAUGUGCGUUGCCAUGGUGAUGGAAGGCAUCCUCUGGCCAGCUGACCUUUCCAAGUGCCAGGAGGCUGAAGUCAGGAAAACCUCCAGCUUGAGGUUGCGUUUCCCCAGCCCAAGGAGGAAGAGUAGAAGAGUGUUGAAAGGAAGAUUAUGUCAAAUCUGUGACAUCACAGCUUGAUUUUGCACAAUAUAAAUUUCAUUACUGAAGCUUUGAGCUAAAGAAGGGUUUCGUUAAUAGUUUCC